UUAUCCCUAUAUUCCAAUUCUUCCUGCACAGCUAUUGGAAGUUCUCAGCUCACCAACACCUUUCAUAAUUGGCGUACAUUCUGUCUUUUGCAAUGACAUUCAUGAGCUUUUAGAUGUAAUCAUAGCAGACCUGGAUGGAGGCACAAUUAAAAUUCCUGAAUGUAUUCAUCUUUCUCAGCUGCCAGAGCCACUGCUACAUCAGACUCAAAUGGCACUUUCUCUGGUUUUGCAUCCUGAUUUGGAAACAGCAGAUUAUGCAUUCCCUCCCCCACGAACAGCUUUAUCACACUCAAAAAUGCUGGACAAAGAAGUGCGAGCAAUCUUUCUUAGGCUAUUUGCACAGCUUUUCCAAGGAUACCGGUCAUGUCUUCAGCUGAUCAGAAUCCAUGCUGAACCAGUAAUUCAUUUCCAUAAGGCAGCCUUCUUGGGCAAACGAGGCUUAAUUGAGAAUGACUUUCUAACCAAAGUGCUCAAUGGAAUGGCAUUUGCUGGUUUUGUGUCAGAGAGGGGUCCUCCUUUCAGAGCCUGUGAUCUUUUUGAUGAGUUGGUAGCCUUUGAAGUUGAAAGAAUUAAAGCCGAGGAGGGUAAUCCACCAAAAAUGAUAAAGCAUGUCAGAGAACUUGCAGAACAGCUCUUCAAAAAUGAGAAUCCCAAUCCCCACAUAGCAUUCCAGAAAGUGCCACGGCCCACGGAGGGCUCCCACUUGCGGGUUCACAUCCUUCCUUUCCCCCGGAUCAAUGAGUGCCGGGUGCAGGAGCUCCUCCAGGAAGGCCUCGCAAGGAGUCAGGGUGCCCCCCCUGCCACCCGGGGGGACAAGAAGUGUGUCGUUCCAGCGGGUCCUCCUGUUG
Molecule: messenger RNA, 848 nt
Organism: Nestor notabilis (Kea)
Lineage: Eukaryota; Metazoa; Chordata; Aves; Psittaciformes; Psittacidae
Product: myotubularin-related protein 13-like
Exons: 7
Biological process (GO): regulation of Rab protein signal transduction
Cellular component (GO): cytoplasmic vesicle
Source: RefSeq, a predicted model, not a curated record